AUGCCAGUAUACCUGCCGGAGAACGACUACGACCUUCCCAACAUCGACCUGCUCACGCUCCUGUUUGAAUCCCACAUUGUUCAAGGCGAUGAGCAAAGCAUUCUUCACGCCGAAGCAGCCGAUCCCUCCAAUGCUCUCACGAAAGCGCAAACGCGCCAGCUAACCCGACACGUAGCGUACAUCCUGCGGCACCAUUUCGGUAUUGGUAGUCAGGGAGCAGGAAAAGAUGUGGUCAUCGCGGUAUCACAUGGGCAGAUCUUGCUACCUGUCCUGUUUUACGGAGUAGUUGCCGCCAGUGGCGUCUGGAGUGCGGCCUCCCCGACAGCAACCAGCGGGGAAUUGGAAAGACAGAUCAGACAAGGGGGAAGUAAUCUGGUCAUCACCGGUCCAAGUACCAAGGAUGUAACGAUCAAGGCGGCCCAGGAUGCUGGUGUUCCCCUAGAUCGGAUCCUUGUGCUGAGGAGCAUGGGCCAUGAACGAGUCCUGGAGAAUGUGAAGACAGGGCACAACUAUCUGGAGGGACUCAAGGAUACGGACGUGUUGGAUUGGGAGCGCAUCACGGACCCAAAACAGUUGAAAGAGUCGCUCGUCUGCCUGCUAUACAGCAGUGGGACGACUGGGCUUCCCAAAGGCGUCUGCGUCUCCCAUCUGAAUUUAGUCUCGGAGGGACUGAUUCCUUACUUCAUGGACCAGGAAUACCUCGCGAGACGACGAGAGAAGGAACCCGAUUACUUUCAGUAUCGGACUCUGGCUCACCUUCCAACCGCCCAUAUUGCGGGCUGUCAGGGCUAUUUUGUCAACGGCGCCAUAGCCGGUGGGACGACGUAUUGGAUGAAGAAGUUCGACUUCCCCAAGUUCCUCGAGUAUAACGAGAAACUCGGCAUUACCUUUUUGUUUACAGUGCCUCCUAUUCUUCUUCUCAUCACGCUCAGCCCCCUGGUCAAGGAUCAGUUCAAAACCAUGGAAAGAACGUACACGGGAGCUGCUCCUAUGGGCGCGGAUCUGCAAAUGAAAGCGCAGAAGAAGCUUGGAUGCGUGGUUAAUCAGACCUGGGGACUGAGUGAAACCACAGGUAGUGCUACUAUACUGCCGUGGGGGGUAGAGGACACAACGGGCAGCGUUAGUCGAGUUCUUCCGAACACGCGACUGAGAAUUGUUGACGAUGACGGCAAGGAUGUCGAGGAAGGCAAGGAGGGCGAGUUUCUCGUCAAGGGACCCGUCGUCACGACGGGGUACUUUAAGAACCCACAAGCUACCAAGGAGGCGUUUACCGACGAUGGCUGGUUCAAAACUGGGGACAUCGGUUUACGGAAGAACGGGCUCUUCUAUAUAGUCGACAGGAAGAAGGUAUACUUGUAUCUCCCAACCAAGUCCAUUCAUAUACUCACCGACUCACAGGAGCUCAUAAAAUACAAAGGCCUCCAAGUUGCACCAGCCGAACUCGAAGCCCUGCUUGUAUCCCACCCCUUGAUCAUGGACGCGGCAGUCAUCGGAGUCAAAGCCCCCGAUGGCUCGGGAAACGAAGUACCCAGAGCAUACAUUGUCACCGAUAAGCACAGCAUCAGCGAGAAGGAUGUGAAGGAGUUCGUCAAGUCAAAGCUGGCACCACACAAGCAGCUCCGUGGGGGUGUUGUAUAUGUGGAAGCUGUUCCUAAGAGUCCGAGUGGGAAGAUUCUUCGACGGGAAUUGCGCAAAUUGGCUAAGAAAGAGGACCGCAAGUCGAAGCUGUAAGGAUUCUAAGCAGUAAUGCCCUGUAUGGAAAUCAUAUGUCGUGAUCUUGCUGUACCAACUCCCUCUUGUCAAUGUGCAGUAUUUCAAUGAGAAAGCCUUUCUCGUCCAUAUUAUACAUAUUCGCUGGCUGCAUAUCAUAUUCCUUGGCCUUUCUAGUCAGUAUUCAAAAUAUAAAGAAUAUAUAAAGAAGUUGAAUGCAGAACCAGCCCGCUUGCAUGCGGCGUCUUGCUGUUUUUCAUACUGG
Molecule: messenger RNA, 1975 nt
Organism: Monascus purpureus
Lineage: Eukaryota; Fungi; Ascomycota; Eurotiomycetes; Eurotiales; Aspergillaceae
Source: the annotation of a GenBank genome assembly